UGACCGAAGUCAACUCCUACUGGAGCCCAACAGUUCAUGUGCUGGUGACAGACAGGGCUGCCCACUCUCACUCACAUCUAGACUCAGACAGCAGCUGCCAUCAGGUGACAUGAAUGGCAGCAUUUCAGCGCGUUUUGUGUCUUUGCUGCAAGAAAACCUGUAGGACGCUGCAACUGAGAGAGUCAUGGAUCGACUGCAUGAAUGGAGCUUCAAGUCCAAGAACGUGGACCCGGAGGAGGAGGAGGAGGAGGAGGACUUCUACUUUGACUAUGAAGCGGAGGAAAUAACAGAUUAUCAAGACCCCACUGAACUUCUGGCUGCUUUGAAACAAAAGGAGGAAGAGGUUAUUUUGGCAGCGCAGCUGGGAAACGCAUUGCUCCUGGAAAACCGUCAGCUGAAAGAGCAAAGCGAAAAGCUUCAUGAACAGUACGCAGUCAAGCUGGAGGAGUUGAAGCAGGGACGGCAUGAGCUGCGACUGAAGCUGGAGGGCUGUCAAUCCCAGUGGGAGAGCCAGGUGGGAGACCUGGAGAGGGAUGUGAGGGAGCUGAGCACCCAGGUGGAUCAGCUCACCCAGGCGCUUAGUGAGGCUGAGAGGGGCAAGAGUCGGGCCCAGAUCGAGCACAGUGAGCAAACCCAGCGCCUCAGGGAGAAACUCAGCACUGCGAUGGAGGUAGAGAGAGCCAUGUCCAGUAAACUGCAAGCCUUGAAACAGGAGCUCCAACAAAAAGGAAGCCAUAACAGGCAGCAGGAGGAGGAGUUGAUCAGUGCCUUGAGGGAACAGGUGUUGCGCCUCACACAGAAGGAACAAGCGCUGGAGCAACGUUUAGAGAGUGUGUGUCAAGAAAAUGCAGAACUGAGGGCGAGUUUGACCUCAUUACAUGCACGUUUGGCUCUGCACGAUCAACACAACCAGCAACACAGCCAGCAGCUAGCUGAGGCAUGGCAGGAAGUGGAGGUGGCUCGGGGUCGCUCGCAGCAGCUGCAGGCUCAGGUGGAGGAGCUACAAGACAAGAUGUCGCUGCAGGACACCAGUGGUCAUGGAGACACCUCCCUGCUGUCUGAACUGGAGGCUGCAGACUUGGGAGUCAGCAAAGAAGAGAUAACGCAUGAAAUGGCCGCCAUCCUGCAGUUACUUCUCCCACUGACCCAGGAUCUAAAUGGAAAGAAAGAGGUCGUGGAUCAACAGGCGGACCUGCAAGCUAUGCUGCACCGGCUAAAGGGGGUGGCCCGAACGCUGGCUCAGGCAUCCAGCCCCCAGGAGCUGAACCUUAGUUUUGUUGACAGGACGGCCCAUCACUGUGGGAAUCUGAGCGCAACACAAGAGCUGAGAGAUCAGAACAUUCAGCUGCAGCAGGAGAACACUGAGCUGAUGCAGAAGCUGCAAAACAUACAAGGCCAAGCAGAAGGUGUCCAACAGGCCAUCAGAGACCGGGAUGAAGCCAUAGCCAAGAAAAAUCUGAUGGAGGCCGAAUUGGUGAGAAGCAAAAAUGACAUGAUGUGUCUGAACAACCAGUUAUUAGAAGCCAUUCAACGUAAACUGGAGCUGUCGCAGGAGCUGGAGGCCUGGCAGGACGAUAUCCAGAUCGUUAUCAACCAGCAGCUCAAGUCACAGCAGCUGUCGGAGCAGCCUCAGAAGAAGCCCUCCUCCAAUGGCAUGGCAUUCUUCCGCAGACCCAGCAGAGCAGCCUCCACCUGGACACGUCAGCCUUCCUCCUCCUCUUGGACUUCAGACACUAAUCAGGACAAAACCCAAUCCCCAUGGAGGGACUGGCUAAGACGAGGGAAAGGGGCACAGUAUGGCAAAUAAUAGUCCAUGACCUCUGCAGCUAUCUAAUGGCUGCUGGACUGAGGAGGUGCAAAGUAAAAAUGCCAAGGAAUGCCACAAGUGAAGCUUCUUGUCAAUCAUUUAGUGAAAAAUGGCUGUAAAGACUCUUCUGAGAGAUAAAGAUGAGAGCCUCUAUGAACAUAGUUUUAUAACAGACACAUACUAAAACACAUUUCAUUGAGAGGCUGAGCCUCCGCAAAAUCUAAACUGUGACAACCUGAAUUACCGUGUAACAGAAUUAUGUAGACUGUAAAUAUUCUGCUUAUUUUGUAAUAUUGUAAACCUCUUUAUUUCUGAGACUUUGUAAUAAGUACAUGGUAGAUGUAGCUCAGUUGAAAGUACUUGCUUAGAGUAUUUAAUUUAACUGAUCAAAAAUAAUUAUUUCAAGAACUUAAUGAACAAAUGCUUCAUUUUCGAUGUAAGCUUUUUCUCCCCCUCAUUUUGUAUAGUUAAAAACUUAACUUGAAUGUUUACCUGGUGAGGUCUGUGUGUAGCAGACAUAUAAAUGUACAGUAUUCAGUUUUGUAACUUCUUUGUGGGUUUUUUUCUUUUCUGUGUGUGUUACAGAUCCCAUGACAAAAAUGGAAGAAUUGGAAAGUUACAUCACAUCACAAAUUUGGUGUAUAAUUUGACAUAACUAUCAGAUGUACAGAAAAUGCAUCAUUAAAUAUGUUUAGGAUAAACAAUUUUAUUUUGCUUUUAACUAUUUACAGUAGAUGUUGUUGGAGGCUCAUACAUUCUUCACUGAACUUGCCAAAAAGUUCAGUUUUACACUUACCUGACCAGAGGACCCUCUUCUACAUGUUUGGAAAGUCUAGAGGAUUUUUUUUUUUCAGCCAUCCUUUCAUAAAUCCAGUUUUGUGGUGCAUAGAACUUAAAGUGGUUGCAUAGGCACACAACUGUGGGUGCCACAUUCUUUCCAUUUUUAAAAAUAACAGAUUUGAUUACAUUAAGUUCAGAGUUUUUUUUUUUUCUUCAGUUUAGUCUUUUUCUGUAUUACUCCACAACAUUGUUUCUGGCCUGUCUGGAGAGCAUUUUCUUCUUCAUUAUUCUGCUUUCUUGGUGGUGCUUCUUGCUUAUUGUUGCAAACUUUUUCACAACAAUUGCAUAUAUUAUGAGAUCUUGUAACACUUAGACGUCACUUCUUGAGACUGGGGCCACUGGGUCAUAGAUUAGGGCUUUAAGGCAAGGGAAGGAAUAAAUAUGCAUACACUACAUUUUUAGGUUUUGUUUGCAUUUUUAGAUUUUAUUGAUCACAUUUUUUCUUCUCAUUUUAAUUAACUGUGUGUUUGUUUUUUUUCACAUCCAUUACUAUGGACCACGAGUCCGCAAUAAAGAAAAUACUACUAUUACUACAACAUUAGAUAAAAUUCCUAAACAUAUUAAUAUCCAACCACAAAAACACCAUUCCUAUGGCUUAAGACAGUUCUGGGAGAAUAAAGCAAUGUAGAAUUGCUUCAGGCACAAAAAACCUUGUUUGGUUACAUGGGGUCAUCCAGACAGAGUAUUAUGUUUACAUAGUGUAGAAAAAAAAACCAAUUUUCAGACAUUGAUGCAAAGAACAACCAAGUUAUUCCAAAAUUCUUUGAAUAAUAACAAAAUCAAGGCAUUAGCAUGACCCUGAAACUGCAGAUCUCAGUCAUGUGGUCAUGGAAGAAAUUAAGCUCAACACCUUUAAUCUUAAAACUGCUGGUACUAGUCUUUUCAUCCAAUAGUUGAAGGCAUUCGAUUUAAUAAAGGGGGCUAACAAAAAUCAUUUUAGAUGUACAGCCAGAGUCACUAACUAUUUUCAGUUACAAUAAAAGUGUAAUUUACCAUCACAUGGUGUUCAGCUGUUCAUCAUACUGUAAUUAAUACAGAACAUUUGAUUACAAACAAGGUGGCAUUUUGUAUAUACUUGUAGGUUGCCAUUAUAUGUCAUAUAUAAUUGUUACAAGUUUGCAAGGAAUAAAAUAUUUUGUAUCUGCAAUUCA
Molecule: messenger RNA, 3798 nt
Organism: Melanotaenia boesemani (Boeseman's rainbowfish)
Lineage: Eukaryota; Metazoa; Chordata; Actinopteri; Atheriniformes; Melanotaeniidae
Product: BICD family-like cargo adapter 1
Exons: 10
Coding region: 185-1807 (540 amino acids)
Biological process (GO): Golgi to secretory granule transport; vesicle transport along microtubule
Source: RefSeq, a predicted model, not a curated record